UAUAUCCGUAGACCGUCCACCUCGCGACUUCACCACGACAACUCGCCGCCUCUAACCUUCCGCCCCCCGUGCAGACGCCGCCCACGCCCGCCACUGCCAACCCACCUCCCCCCAAAGUACCCCCCAGAGUACCCGCCGGCCGCUUGCUCAGGAGCUUCGAGAACAAGCACGUUCGCCAUGGCUGCGCCCACAACCCAGUCUUUGAAGUGCGUAGUGACAGGCGACGGUGCUGUAGGCAAAACAUGCCUUCUCAUUUCGUACACCACAAAUGCUUUCCCGGGAGAGUACAUUCCCACAGUCUUCGACAACUACUCCGCAAAUGUUAUGGUUGACGGAAAGCCCAUAAGCCUCGGACUGUGGGAUACCGCCGGCCAGGAGGAUUACGACCGCCUGCGGCCGCUUUCAUAUCCCCAGACCGACGUGUUUCUGAUUUGCUUCUCCAUCGUCAGCCCCCCGUCAUUCGACAACGUCAAGGCCAAGUGGUACCCCGAGAUCGACCACCAUGCGCCUGGUGUCCCGAUUAUUCUUGUUGGCACCAAGCUGGACUUGCGGGACGAUGAAAAUACCAAGGAGAGUUUGCGCCAGAAGAAAAUGACGCCCAUCCAAUACGAGCAGGCUGUCAUGGUAGCCAAGGAAAUUAAGGCACAAAAAUAUUUGGAGUGUUCAGCCUUGACGCAGCGAAAUUUGAAGAGCGUUUUUGACGAGGCCAUUCGAGCCGUUCUCAGUCCGCGCCCCAUACAACAGACUAAGAAGAGGAGGGGCUGUGUUAUUCUAUGAAGUGGAGACCCAAGAUUUGGGGUGGGUUUGGGGCACGGUACGCUGGGGAGGGGUGG
Lindgomyces ingoldianus is the source of this 833-nucleotide messenger RNA. RefSeq names its product ras-like protein ced-10. Gene Ontology annotation, molecular function: GTPase activity; GTP binding; protein kinase binding. NCBI's taxonomy places the organism in Eukaryota, Fungi, Ascomycota, Dothideomycetes, Pleosporales, Lindgomycetaceae. The coding region runs from base 178 to 777 and encodes 199 amino acids. Gene Ontology annotation, cellular component: plasma membrane; cell cortex; cytoplasmic vesicle. The record is from RefSeq and is a predicted model, not a curated record. The transcript has 6 exons. Gene Ontology annotation, biological process: actin filament organization; regulation of actin cytoskeleton organization; cortical cytoskeleton organization.